CUCUCUCUCUCCUCGAACACAUUCUUCAAAGGAAGGCGUUUCUCUAACUUCCUUCCUUUGCCCACAACUUGCAUGUACACACCCGAUGUAAGAUAGUACUUAUAUUCCCCAUCUAUAAAUAGAGCCCCCCACUUUCCAUUAACAUCCACAAACAACAUUCAUCAGCACUGCUACAGAGCAAAAGCCAAAAGAAAUAUAUCUUCUUAGUUAAAAAUCCUUUAAACUCAGCCCUUCUACUUGAUUAUCUUUCCUCUGUUUCACUCUCUAGAUUGCUAUGGCAGAGGGGCAGAAAUCAGGAUAUGACGGCCACCCAUUGGCACCCGUCAACGGUUAUGCCCGAAGCGACGCGGAGGCAGCGACUACUAAUACAGAGGAGCUCCGCCGCCAGAAGCGGAAGAAGUAUUUGAUAUACUUCGCAGCAUUUGUGGUAUUCCAAACUCUUAUCAUAGUCCUGUUUUCGUUAACUGUGAUGAAAGUAAAGACUCCCAAAUUCCGGGUCCGCUCUUCUUCUUGGAUUAACAUGGUCGACGUCCAACAAACUUCGUUUACCCUCAACAUGAAUGCUGAAUUCGGGAUCAAGAACACCAAUUUCGGUCCAUACAAGUACGACAGCACCAUGGUCUACUUCCAGUACAACGGUAUUCAAGUUGGGAGUGCCGUUAUUCCCAAGUCAAAAGCCAAUUUCCUAUCUACCAAAAAGAUCAAUGUCCCAGUGGACCUCUCAUCUGCCAAUCUAUCGGGCAAUACUUCGAAUUCUGAAUAUUUGACUCUGACGAGCACGGCCAGAUUGAGCGGGAAGGUGGAGCUGAUGCUCAUCUUCAAGAAAAAGAAAGCCGUGAACAUGGAUUGCAUCAUGGAUGUCAAUACCAGGACCAGAGAGCUCCUGAAUAUCGUUUGCAAAUGAUAGUUUCUUAAGCUGCGUGCUUUGGAAAUUAUUUUUUGUCCUUUUAAUUUUAUAACCAUAUGUAUUUUUGUUUCUCAUAAUUAUAUUGGGGACAGUACGUUCGUGUUUGAUGUAUUAUAGCGAGGCUGUAGUCCCCCUACUGUGGUAAUUUUCUUUGUAAUUUUCUUUUGCUUAUUGAAUGGAUUUGUAUUGGUAGAUUUA
Messenger RNA from Rhododendron vialii, 1105 nucleotides. RefSeq lists its product as uncharacterized. The record is from RefSeq and is a predicted model, not a curated record. The transcript has a single exon. Lineage: Eukaryota; Viridiplantae; Streptophyta; Magnoliopsida; Ericales; Ericaceae. Bases 275 to 904 code for a protein of 209 amino acids.